Messenger RNA from Trichobilharzia regenti, 1021 nucleotides. The record is from the annotation of a GenBank genome assembly. NCBI's taxonomy places the organism in Eukaryota, Metazoa, Platyhelminthes, Trematoda, Strigeidida, Schistosomatidae.
AAGUUAGCUCUUCUUCAUAACGUCAGAAACUUGGCGCUUACAUCACCAAAAGCAGGCUACUGUAGACUUUUAUCAACAUCUGUCUUAACUGGCUCCAUACUGAAGAUCGCACCGUCAACCAGAAAGAAUUAACGACAAUAAGAAACCCUGGAAACGAGCCAAUCAAGAACCUAUUGCUCAAUAAAUAUGCAGAAGAAAAUGCAGAUGGAUCGGACACACGCUAAGGAGACCGUUGGGUGACAUCGUGUGCCAGGCCAUCGUUCGAGUGGAAAUCAAAUUGGGAAACGACAGGUUGGGCGUCUGAGGGUGAUAGUGCGAGGAGAUGAGAGAUUAUGGGAAAUUGUAGAGCCAAAUGAAGAGGACUGAAGAGAACAAGACAAAGUGGAGAUGUGCUGUUGAAGCCUUACGCUCCACUCAGAACUCAACCGAAUAAUAAUAUGAUAAUAAUAAUAAUAAUGUAUUUUCGAUCAAAGCAAGAAUAAGAAUGGAGAUGUGGAAUGUCUGUUAUAAUGUACGAGACUGUAAAAUGCCGCCCAGGUAGCCAAAGAAAUGCGAAUAUAUGGCAUAGAAGUUCUGGGUAUCUGCAAGAGCAGAUGGAAUGGAUGUUGAUUAUAAAAAUAAUCAACUGGAGAGUCAGUAAUCUAAUCCAGUCUGGUCAUCCAGACGACAACCACGAGCACAUUGAGGGAGGAGUUAUAAUGAUGUCACUAGCGGAAAGCAAUUUCAUCCAGGAUCAAGACCGCAAGAUUCAACUCAAAAGGAAGGAAGGAAGGUCACAAUUAUCCAAUGGUAUGCACAGGGCUACAAACAAAACGCAACACGACAAGAAAGAAGAUUUUUACACACAACUACAAACAGUAAUGGAUAAAGAUGGAUCGGGCAUGACAUCGCCCGCCAACCCCCAAGUUGGAAGCGACGAAUGAUUUUUCAGCGCGAAGGUGACAUUGGGGAGAUCGUGCGAGUUGGAAGAUAUGAGAGAUUAUGGGCAAUUGUGGAUCCAGCUGAAGAGGAUGGCAGAAAA